This is a messenger RNA of Enhydra lutris kenyoni (northern sea otter), 768 nucleotides long. Its product is annotated as kinesin-like protein KIF22. The record is from RefSeq and is a predicted model, not a curated record. NCBI's taxonomy places the organism in Eukaryota, Metazoa, Chordata, Mammalia, Carnivora, Mustelidae. The coding region runs from base 129 to 527 and encodes 132 amino acids. The transcript has a single exon.
CUCAGCCCCCUACAGAAGUUAAGUAGCAUAGACCCCACUGUGCUGGAGGCCUCCUAAGCUUGGACCAUCUGCUGGGCUCCCAGGGGAGCCAGGGGACCCACAGGCUGAACACCCCAAGGCGAGAGUGGAUGGUGCUCAUGAAGACAAUGGAGGAGAAGGAUUUGGAGAUUGAGAGGCUUAAGAUGAAGCAAAAAGAACUGGAAGCCAAGGUUCUGGCCCAGGAGGCUGUGGACCCAAAGGAUAAAGAGAACUCGUCUUCCACAAUGCUCCGACCGCUUGCCCGCCGCACAGUCACUGUAGCAAAGCCCCUCAAAAAGGCUGUGGUGAUGUCCUUACAACUGAUUCAGGAGCAGGCAGCAUCCCCAAAUGCUGAGAUCCACAUCCUGAAGAAGAAAGGCCAGAAGAGAAAGCUGGAGUCCCUGGAUGCUUCAGAGCCAGAGGAGAAGGCUGAGGACUGCUGGGAGCUACAGAUCAGCCCGGAGCUACUGGCUCAUGGGCGCCAAAAAAUAUUAAGAUCUGCUGAAUGAAGGCUCUGCCCGGGAUCUGCGCAGCCUGCAACUCAUUGGCCAAAAGAAGGCCCAGCUCAUCGUGGGCUGGAGGGAGCUCCAUGGCCCCUUCAGCCAGGUGGAGGACCUGGAACGCCUGGAGGGCAUAUCCGGGAAACAGAUGGAGUCAUUCCUGAAGGCGAACAUCCUGGGUCUCGCCGUGAACCAGCGCUGGAGGCAGAGGCUGGAGCUGCUGGGGGCUCGGGACUCCCAGUCUCCUCUU